ACAGACAGCAAGGACAGAGAAGCUACAAGCUGUUUCCAGGCCACCAUCCCCGCUGUUACCACCAUGAAGCUACUCGCCGUGACUGUGCUGCUCCUCGUCAUCUGUAGCCUCGAAGGGGCUUUUGUGCGGAGACAGGCAGAGGAGCCGAAUCUGCAGAGCUUGGUCUCUCAGUACUUCCAGACCGUGACCGACUAUGGCAAGGACCUGAUGGAGAAGGCCAAGGGCCCAGAGCUUCAGGCCCAGGCCAAGGCUUACUUUGAGAAGACGCAGGAGCAGCUAACACCCCUGGUCAAGAAGGCCGGCACUGAUCUGCUCAACUUCUUGAGCAAUUUCAUGGACCUCAAAACACAGCCUGCCACCCAGUGAGGUGUCCAGACUGUUGUCGUCCAUCCCCAGGUGGCCCCUGGAACACCCACUGGCCAGGCUCAGAGCCCUUGUUUUCUAAAUAAAUAUUGAAGGAGUCAUA
Molecule: messenger RNA, 466 nt
Organism: Canis lupus familiaris (dog)
Lineage: Eukaryota; Metazoa; Chordata; Mammalia; Carnivora; Canidae
Gene: APOA2
Product: apolipoprotein A2
Exons: 4
Coding region: 64-366 (100 amino acids)
Biological process (GO): cholesterol metabolic process; cholesterol transport; low-density lipoprotein particle remodeling
Cellular component (GO): chylomicron; extracellular region; blood microparticle
Molecular function (GO): apolipoprotein receptor binding; lipase inhibitor activity; cholesterol binding
Source: RefSeq, marked validated